AGCAAGCGCGAGGCAGCUUAGCGCGCUUAUGUAGACUAGUGACACUUCGCUGGUUAGCCAGUUAGCUUAGCUCAGCUCACCCACAAAAUAACCCAGUAAUUUCGUUAACCUAUCAAGGACACUGUAAUAUUACUUCUUGCUUAUGAAUUCCUCAGUGUUUUGUGCUGUAAACGGUUUUUAUCACCGACCGCUUAAACAUGAUGUUGUAUCUUUAGAGACCGCGAGUUUGUCAAACAGAGCUUGUUUACUUUUUGACGUCGUUAAAAUGGUUGUUUUGAUGGUAUUAUCUUAUCUUUCCGCAUUGUUGUUGCAUUAAACUUGUUUGUAAUAUGCGAGACACUGGAACUGAACUGAGAUACAAGUGUCUCUUGUCUUCUGAGAUACAAGUGACUUCAAACUGAAGUUUCAUAUUCACAGUUUUUGAUUAUGCACCUGUUUGUCUUCAGUCGGAUAUUUUUGAUGAAUCGGAUGACGAAUCUGAAUGAACUAUUUGUUUGCGAAUUAACGUUAGUCUGAAUCAGACAGCGGUUCUAGAACGAGUGGAUUUGUACAUCUCCAAAUCGCAGUGUCCGGGUCAGCAGCUGAACUGUCUCUUUGUCCAAAUCGUAAUGAACGAAAAGAGUUGGCCUACAGCAGAAAAUGCAAAUAUAACUGAAAAUUCUUAUGCCAGGACUGUAUGAACAGGUUUACAGUACAAUGAACGUGGACUUAUGCAAUUACAAUAAAAACCGUCCAAUUCUUAUUAAGUGAAAACAAAGCUACAGCAGAAAAGAAAGAAAGAAAAAAACAGUACUGUAAAUGCUUAUCACUUGAAUGGGGGUAUUCCAGAAAGCAGGUUAUGUGACAUACCCGGGUAUGUUUAAGGGUAAGCGGAUAACCUCAACUUUCAGGGCCAAAACAGAGGUAACUUUCAGGAUUUGUAAAAGUAGUCAACUAGCCAUAGCUACUUAGUAACUUAACAUAACCUGCUCCAGCAAAUCCUUUUCCAGGGUUAGUUUCAUUUUUGCAUGCCUUAUUGAUGAGGCACCGUGGGUGUGAGAGAAUGUGCACAAUAUUAUAUAGUAAGUUAUAUCAAUGUACAGCACUAUUAAAACAAGGUGAUGUUGUUUAUUUUAUUCUAAUAUAUUUAUAUAUGAUAGGGUUGGGAAGUAACAGAAUACAUGUAACAACAUGGAUCCAAAACCUGGUAACUAAUUAGUUACAGUUACGUCAAAAAACAAAGUAAUCAGAUUAUAGUUACAUUUUGUAAAAAAAUUGGGAAAACUAUCAGGAUUUCGGUUUCACUUAAAACUAAAUAAAUUUGUAUUUUGACAUAAUAAUACUAUAUUGACUGACCGCAGUGAUGUGCGGAUCCAAAAGAAAUCUUAAUAGGCUACAUUACUUUCAUUUUGUGGUGCUUGGAUUACGUUACUGAAUACUUUUUUAUGAUGUAAUUUGUAACUGUAAUGGAAUACAUUUUUAAAGUAAAUAAUUGGCAUCAAACAAUAUUUUUCUUAUUCACAGUUAGUAAAGAUUAGCCUAUUAAAAUGAAAAGAUUGAAAAAUGUUUGAUGGUAAGAUAACCUUGCUUUGGUUUAAAGUACAAUGAACUGGGGCACAUGCAAUUACAAUAAAACCCAUAAAUAAAACAUAAAAGCAUGAAAUGAAAAUUCACCCUUUCUAUUUUCUAAAUGCAUGCAUAUUCAUCAUCAUUAUAAUUAUUUAGGUGACAAAUUAUUAUUCUGUGACAUAUUCUCUGGCCAACAAACAAACACGGUGUGAUUAUAAUUCAGGCUGCAUCACAAGUCAGAAUUCAGACCGGAAUCUGUAGCAUUCAAAUAUUCAUCUAGUUCUUUUUGCUUGAAGAUCAGAUUCAUCACGCCGGUAUGGAGCCGAAGCUGGCCAAAGGGUCUGUGCGGUGGACCUGUCUGGUUCUUGUGGUCUUUGCCGAGUUUUGCUGAUGGUUGUCAUGGCGACGAGGCCUUUACUGGGGAUUCUCUAUUAGACACGGUCUGUGCUGACAUUCAGGGCUGCGUUUUGGUCAUGUCUAGGUGCAGGUCAACCAUCUGAUCUGGAUAUGGACCGGGUCCGGCUGACUACGGUGCUCGAGAAGUACCCCAACACACCGAUGAGUCAUAAAGAGAUCCUGCAAGUAAUUCAGAGAGAAAGGCUUAAGGAGAUAAGAAGUGGGACUUCCCCUCUUGCCUGUCUCAAUGCCAUGCUCCAUACAAACUCACGUGGAGAUGAAGGGAUCUUCUACAAGGUCCCCGGUCGAAUGGGAGUCUAUACACUGAAGAAGGACAUUGGAGAUGUGAUGAAAGAACUGUCAGAAGAGGAUUCAGAGGACAGCAGUGAUAACAUGUCUGAUACCCGAUGCUCAGAAAAUACCAGCACCACUACCUACGGCAAAGAUGGACGCAGAGGAAGGUGGAAGAGGAGAGUGCCAACAAAACUGCAGUCUCAGCCGUCCUCCCCACAGUCUCGCUGUUCGUCUCCGUCAGUCUCCAGCAGCAAACUCAUGUCCCCAUCACAGAAACACAGCAAGAAGGCCCUCAAACAGGCACUGAAACAGCAGCAGCAGAGAAAUCAACGCCGGCAAUGUGGAAUCCCCAGCGCCUCAAGCCCACGGCUGCUCCUCAAGACUGUCAAAGACGUGGCUCGUGACUCCUCCAAAUCCUCCUGGGAGCUGAAACAGACAGAGUGCCGCCCUGCCAGUCCACAGAACUCUACCUCCAGCUCGUCCUCCUCUGUCAAAGCAGAUGUGUGCCAUGCGACUGGUGCCCGAAAGGUGUCUCAGCGCUCCAGUCGGCUCAGUGCCAGACAACUGAGGCGCACCAAGUGUGAGAUAGAUGUUGAGACACCAGAUUCCAUCCUUGUCAACACCAACUUGCGAGCACUAAUCAACAAGCACACAUUCUCACUGUUGCCUACAGAGUGUCAACAGAAGCUUCUUAAGAUGCUCCCAGAUGUUGACCAGCAGGCUAGUAUAGAUGGAGCAUUGAAGGUGACCAGCUCUGCCUUGAACAAUGAAUUCUUCACAUCAGCAGCACAAUCAUGGAAAGAGAGGUUGUCAGAGGGUGAGUUUACCCCAGAGCUGAGACUGAGAAUGCGGCAAGAAAUUGAGAAGGAAAAGAAGGUGGAACUUUGGAAAGAGCAUUUCUUUGAGAGCUACUAUGGUGAACAUUCUGGACUGAGUAUAGAGGAAUCCAAAGAGCUGACAGAAUCCAUGGACAUUCCUGAACCAGCUAAAAGCUCAGUCCUAUCAGUAAAGCCAGAGAUUGUCAAAGAGUCUCAGAAGAUAAACCCUGUGACAGAGGUCAUCCACAUGGAGUUAAGAUCCAGAGAUGUGAAAUCAACAGUAACGCAUACCUCCCCUGAAGAGCCAGUCAAACCUCCUGCUUCAGAGCAAUCACGUUUAUCUUUAGACGUAAGGAAGGAUGCACAGGAAGAAUUGAUUUCAGAGUCCUCUGUUCAAAAAGCAGUGGAUUCCAAACCUUGCAGUGAGAAAACGCUGGAGAUUGAGAUCACAUGUAAGCCCCCAGCAUCUCCUCUGGAAGCGGUAGUCACCUGUUUGAAAGGAAAGGAGACACAAACCACUAAAGAGGAAAGUUCUGUGGGUAAUGCUGAACAGAUAACGGAGAACGAUAAGGCUGGAUCACCAAUAACUCCCGUCACAUCUGAGCCUCUGAAGAGAAAAUUCUCUACUGAACUGGAUACAGAGCUAAGGACAGAGAAGAAGCCCCGUGUCUCUUUAUCAGAAACAUCAUCCACUGUGACAGAUAAAGAAAAAGUAGAACAGAGAGUACCUCCUCUCAAAAUCCCAGUGUCAAGAAUUCUCUCUGCCCCUGCCUCUAUUGAGCAGGUAUCUCCAAGGACUCCUGUUCCCUUGACACCCCCUAGCAUUCGGCCUGGUCGCACCGGUGCGCGCACUCUAGCUGAUAUCAAGGCAAAAGCCCAGUUAGCGCGCGCACAGCGUGCUGCUGCAGCAGCAGCCGGGUCAUCUUCCUCGAGAGGAACCGGCUCAGUUGGAGGUACCUCAACACCCUCUCCAGCUCGGUCCCUGUCUGAAGAUUUUUCACCAGCAAGCAGCAGAAGUCAAUCUGUGUCGCCUAUAAAGCUAAGCUCUGAAUCUCCGGCCCCUGAAGGCACAGUGACUCUCUCACAAACCUCUCCUUCCUCAGGUUUUACUGGACACACAGACCCCGGUUUUGUACCAGACUUCACUGCACAGGGUUUUUUAAAAGAAAAUCGCUCUUUGAUGGGGUCGCAAACCACUCAGUGCGCAUUGAAGGAUCAACACAACCUCCUCAGUCCUGGAGGGACACCAGCACCUUCAAGUCAGGCAGGACACAACACAAUUGCACAAAACCAGAGACCACAGCAGACACCUUUUUCAGGAGCAUUAGUGACCAAACCUAGCUCUUCAAUCCCAGCAAACAAUCCUCUCGUCACCCAGCUUCUUCAAGGUAAAGAGGUUCCUUUAGAAAAGAUCCUCCCAAAGCCACUAGCCCAGGUGGAGGUUCACUCUAUGGCCAUAUCUGCCAAAGAUAAAGGGAACCUUGGUACCACCACUGCUGGGUUUAAAAGAGAUAGCCCAACAAACCAAGAUGAUGUCAGUAAAUUAGGGAACCAAAUUCCUUUUUGUUCAUCUGUGAUGCAAGUCCAAAGUAUGGACAAGUUGGUCAAAGUUGGCACUCAGGACCAGAUGCUCCAUCCACUAAUGCUCAAAUGUGAGCAGAAGCACACCAAUUCAGACUGUCAACCCUCUAAAUUUCAAUCCUGUCAGUUAGGUCACAUUGAGAGCAGCCUAGACCAGAGUGUCCAUCUAGGAAUCUUUGGACGGAAGAGGCUAUCCAAGCCAGCCAUGACGGGACACUACCUCCUCAACGUCUCCACAUACGGUAGAGUAUCCGAGAGCAGCAAACGGCCACACCUAGCUGGUAAUACAACCCUUGCUAACCUGAAGAAAGAGAAAAUUGAAGCAGAGGAGAGUGUGAAAGGGAAGACCGAAUCACUUGCAGGUUCUCAAGGGCACCUGAAUUUCUCAAGGGUCAAAGUGGAACAGCAGGGUUGUUUCAUUAAUAAUAAACCAGAUGAUGUUUUGGGAUCCCAACCCUGUUCUGAUAUAAAGUCUGAAUCUCCAUCAGUGAGCUGUUUAUCCAGCAAAGAAGGAGACAGCACUUCUACUAGAACCAAAGAAAUAUGCUCAAAAGCACAGCUUGAUAUACAGGAUAAAACCGAGCGAUAUCAGUUAAGUGACUGUCACCAACGCACGUUUUUGUCUCAGAAAGCCCAUAAUGGACCUCAGUAUGGUGGCACUAUCAGCAUGUCUGUCCCUAAUGCACUGAACCACAGCAUGGCUGACGCUCCAACCUCUCCCACUGUGUCUUGCAGUGGUGAUGGUGAAACGGCUAGUGGAGGUAUGAUGUCUUUUUCAGUCACGGUCACUGCCAUACCUGCAGGUCACCUACUGGAUCAGAGCAGUCAGGGUGAGACCUCACCUGAGCAAGCCUACAUGGAAACCUCUGGGAUGGAGGACGUCCAAUCAAAGUGCUACUGUCGGCUGAAGGCCAUGAUUAUGUGCAAGGGAUGUGGUGCGUUCUGUCAUGAUGAUUGCAUUGGUCCAUCCAAACUAUGUGUCUCAUGUUUGGUGGUGCGAUAAUGGUCAUUAAGAUAAACUGCAACACGUUCAUUAGUUUAAAAAACAAAACAAUCACUGCGGUGAGGGUAGCAGAAAUGUUACAACAGUACAGCAGUGACGUAGCAGAAAUGUUACAACAGUACAGCAGUGACGCUCUCGCUGUGGGAACCGAUUCAUCUGUCCAUUGUCAUUUGAGACAGGCUGUUGUGCUGUUAUUCUUUUGGGGGGAAUUCACUAAGAAUGGAUUGCACCUGCUAGUAGUGCUGCUUAUUUGCACGUAUAUUCUGCUUUAUUUUAGUGGCCGAUUCGAGAAAGGAAUUAUGCAUAUCAAGUAAUGUUGCUUGUAAACAUGGCCAGCUACAAGUGGUGUUUGUGUAAGUCAGAGGUCUUCUCGGGUCCCCCGAAUCACUUCUUUCCCGAACCCGACUUGCAUGAAUUAAUUUGUUGACCCGAGUCAGACCAGAACAAAUUAGACCCCGAGUCCAACCCUACAGCCUUUAUUGAAUGUAAACGGCAUUGACAGUCUGCAUCCCCG
This is a messenger RNA of Pimephales promelas (fathead minnow), 6154 nucleotides long. The record is from RefSeq and is a predicted model, not a curated record. NCBI's taxonomy places the organism in Eukaryota, Metazoa, Chordata, Actinopteri, Cypriniformes, Leuciscidae.